This is a messenger RNA of Galeopterus variegatus (Sunda flying lemur), 982 nucleotides long. Its product is annotated as protein FAM133B-like. The record is from RefSeq and is a predicted model, not a curated record. Lineage: Eukaryota; Metazoa; Chordata; Mammalia; Dermoptera; Cynocephalidae. The transcript is spliced from 10 exons. Bases 290 to 982 code for a protein of 230 amino acids.
GACACCUGGUGUUCGAGGUAUUCGGGGUUCUGAGGGCAUUGAAAAGAAAAGGUACUUUUGCCGGGUGGAGAUGGGAUGAAAGUAUUCCAGAUCGCUGGGGGGGUGGGGUUGGUUGGAAAAGCCCGGGUUAUGAAUCAGAUUGGUUGGGCUUUGUAAACACAGGGUAAAAGUAGUAAGAUUAGGUUGCAGUCUGACAGUUCCUGGGCUUGUCUGUGACCGUUUUAACCACUGAGCAGCAAAAUGAGGAAAAUACGCUUAAAGCUCAUGUACUACGGAUGCUGCUCACGUUAUGAUGGAGUUACCUCCCGAUAAACCCAUGGCCUACAUGAACCCAAUAGCAAUGGCCAGAUCAAGGGGUCCAAUCCAGUCUUCAGGGCCAACAAUCCAGGAUUAUCUGAAUCGACCAAGGCCUACCUGGGAAGAAGUGAAAGAGCAACUAGAAAAGAAAAAGAAAGGCUCUAAGGCUUUGGCUGAAUUUGAAGAAAAAAUGAAUGAGAACUGGAAGAAAGAACUAGAAAAACACAGGGAGACAUUGUUAAGUGGAAGUGAAAGCUCAUCCAAAAAAAGACAGAGAAAGAAAAAAGAAAAGAAGAAAUCUGGUAGGUAUUCCUCCUCUUCUUCUUCAUCAAGCUCUGAUUCUUCCAGCAGUUCUUUGGAUUCUGAAGAUGAGGAUAAGAAACAAGGGAAAAGGAAGAAGAAAAAGAAGUACCGUUUAAAUAAAUCUUCUGAAAGCUCAAUGUCGGAAACAGAAUCAGACAGUAAGGAUAGUUUAAAGAAGAAAAAGAAGUCAAAGGAUGCAACUGAGAAGGAAAAGGAUGUUAAAAGGCUCAGCAAGAAAAGGAAGAUGGAUCCUGAAGAUAAACCUUUAUCAUCUGAGUCCUUGUCCGAAUCAGAAUAUAUUGAGGAAGUACGAGCAAAAAAGAAGAAAAGCAGUGAAGAGCAAGAAAAAGCAACAGCAAGUAUCUCUUAUAUUUUUACAUGA